AUGACUGAACCAAGUCCCAACGACAAUCAGCAUAAUCCGAGUCCUUCUGACUUGGAAAAGACUGAUAUGAAGCAGAUUCAGGCAGUUGAUGUCGGAGCGUCGAUUCUCAACGGAACAGUUGACCAACUGCAAGUCCAGGAUGGCGAAGACCGAAGUGUUCUCCGGAAGAUUGACCUAUAUUUACUUCCCAUCCUUGCCUUCACUUAUAUGAUUCAGUUCCUCGACAAGUCUUGCAUCUCCUACGCUGCACUAUGGGGCAUGAAAACAGAUGCUCACCUGGUCAACGACCAGUAUUCUUGGCUCACAACUAUCUUCUACCUGGGAUACAUGGCGGGGGAAUUUCCUAUCAAUUUCCUCUUCCAGAAAUUUGACAUUGCGCGCACGUGUGGUAUUUUUAUCAUUCUUUGGGGCAUAGUUCUUCUAUGCAUGACUGCGGGUCAUGACUUCCCAGGUCUGGCUACGGCACGCCUCUUUCUUGGAAUAUUGGAAGCAGGAGUGAGCCCAUGCUUUGUCCUUCUGACGGCGAUGUUUUAUCGAAGAUCAGAGCAGCCCCUGCGAACAUCUAUCUGGUUUUCUAUGAAUGGAGUUGCAAACAUCCUUGGUGGGCUCAUUGCCUAUGGAAUUGGCCAUAUAAAUUCGGCUCUUCCGGCAUGGAAAUAUCCAUUCGUAAUCUUCGGCUCUGUGACGAUUCUUUGGGGCGUAUUCUUUGUAAUAAUAACCCCAUCUAACCCGACCAAGGCCAGAUGGCUCUCAGCGAGGGAGAAGGAGGUUGCAACGUUGCGCGUUCUUCAAAACGAGACAGGCAUUGACAACAAAUCUUUCAAGAUGGAACAAGUAAAGGAGGCCUUGCUUGACGUUCGAUUCUGGUUGAUCAACCUUCUCUGUCUGGCCAACACUAUUCCCAACGGCGCCGUGUCUGCAUUUGCCCCGCUCAUUGUGAAUGGCCUCGGAUUCUCGAAAUUACACUCGACUCUACUCGGUAUGCCAUCGGGUGCAUCACAGGUCUUAGGGUUAUGGAUCUCGGGCUACUUGGCCUCUCGGUUCAACGGUAUACGCCAUUUUCUAAUGAUUGGUGGGCUACUGGUUGCUCUCCUCGGAGGAGUCCUGAUCUUUGUCCUUCCUGACUCCAAUCGUAUUGGCCGAUUACUCGGUUAUUAUCUACUCGUCGGUUUCAGUGCUACUUUUGUCAUAUCCUUGACCCUACUGCAAUCCAAUGUGGCUGGUCGUACCAAGAAGACGAUUUUUACGUCUGCUUUCUUCGUCAGUUACUGCGUUGGUAACCUUAUCGGGCCUCAACUUUUCUUCGAGCGAGAGGCUCCUCGAUAUCAGUCCGGAUUCGCGUCUAUGAUUGUGUGCUUUGCGGUGCAGAUUAUCAUAGUCAGCGUGAUGUACGUGAUCAAUGCAAGAGAGAAUAAAAGACGCGAUCGUCUCGAUGUAAACGCUUCCGAAAAUGAUCAAACAGCAGUUGUAUCUGCUGGCCUAUCGGAUGUGACAGACGUUCAAAAUCUUCACUUCCGAUAUGUCUUGUAG
Messenger RNA from Penicillium daleae, 1530 nucleotides. RefSeq lists its product as uncharacterized. Bases 1 to 1530 code for a protein of 509 amino acids. NCBI's taxonomy places the organism in Eukaryota, Fungi, Ascomycota, Eurotiomycetes, Eurotiales, Aspergillaceae. Gene Ontology annotation, molecular function: allantoate transmembrane transporter activity; dipeptide transmembrane transporter activity. Gene Ontology annotation, biological process: dipeptide transport; tripeptide transport; allantoate transport. The transcript is spliced from 9 exons. Gene Ontology annotation, cellular component: plasma membrane. The record is from RefSeq and is a predicted model, not a curated record.